Molecule: messenger RNA, 1305 nt
Organism: Cladophialophora yegresii CBS 114405
Lineage: Eukaryota; Fungi; Ascomycota; Eurotiomycetes; Chaetothyriales; Herpotrichiellaceae
Exons: 3
Coding region: 1-1305 (434 amino acids)
Biological process (GO): proteolysis
Molecular function (GO): metallodipeptidase activity
Source: RefSeq, a predicted model, not a curated record
AUGUAUAAGAUAUUUCGCACAACCGCUUUGCUGCUCAUCAUUGGUUUCAUUGCACAUGUCGGAAGUGCAAGUGCUGCUGCCGGUAGUUUCUUGGACCAGGCCAUCAAGUUGAUGGAAAUAUGUCCACUCCUCGAUACACACAUUGAUCUCCCACAGAUUAUCAGAAGUCUGAACCGCCGACCACUUGACGCUCUCCUCCAGCUGAACGGCUCCUUCCCUGGCCAUGUGGACAUCCCGAGAAUGAGACAAGGCCGGUUGGGUGGAGCGUUCUGGACCGUCUGGGCGCCCUGCUACGAUGUGGUUGACGAAGAUCCCGGGCCUGAUUUCAACACGCCUACAAACCACCUCCGCGAUGCGAUGGAGAUGCUCGAUAUUAUCCAGAACAUGAUUGCUCGGCACUCUGGGGAUUUACAAUACGCGAGAUCAUCGGCCGAAGUUUGGGAUGCUUUCAGAGCCGGCAAGAUCGCGUCCCUGAUCGGCAUGGAAGGAACCCAUGUGCUGGGCAAUUCCCUGGGCGUGCUUCGCGUCUUUGCUCAACUUGGCGUCCGCUAUCUAACACUGACACAUACCUGUCAUAGUGCGUUUGCUUCGUCUGCCGGGCCCGGAACGCCUAUAGCUCAAGCACAUGAGGGCACUGGGUUGACAGAUCUGGGAAAAGAGCUUGUCAGAGAACUGAACCGCGUUGGUAUCAUGGUGGACCUGUCCCACACGACGGACGCCACUAUGAGGCAGGCCAUUGCCGUGUCUGAGGCACCCGUGGUCUGGACGCACGCCGGGGCGCGUGCACUCUGGGAUCAUCCACGCAAUGUACCUGAUGAUGUCCUCAGCUUAAUCGGUGAUGGCCCGGGACAGAAAGACGGUGUCAUACAAUCCAUCUUCUUCCCGCCGUUUAUCGGGCCCAAUCCUGGUGCGAACGUCUCACGUGUUGCCGACCACAUGGAGCAUAUUGCUCGCAUUGUCGGUAGACAUCGUGUCGGGAUAGCCUCUGACUUUGACGGGAUGUGGACCACGGUGGACGGGCUGGAAGAUGCCAGCAAGUAUCCGAACAUAGUCGCCGAACUUUUGUCACGCGGGUGGACACCUGAAGAGAUGUGCGGUGUCAUGGGUGGUAAUCUGAUGAGAAUCAUGGACGCGGUGGAUGCGGUUAGUGAGAGAUUGAAGGGGCGUUUACCGUCGUCUGCAAUCUGGGAGAAGAGAAAAGACCUGCCUUCAACAAAGUGGGGAGGUGGCGGUGAACAGGUAUACUGGCCCAGAGAUGUGAAGGACAAGGUGGAAAAGAUGCAACUGCGCCAUGAUGAGUUGUAA